UAAUUGACCAAUACUGUCAAGCUUCCAUCGUCUCAAGUACUCGGGGUUUCACUGAUCUGCAGCUGUUGCGCAUCCUCCUACCAUUUUGCAAACUGGGUAUUGGAUUUUGGGUUGGGAGGCAGUGAUCGAGAGGAACAAGCGAGAGCAGGAACGUUUAGGGUUUUCGAGUCAGGGAGAGAGGAAGAGAGACAGCGACAGAUGGCUAUUCCGUUGUGUGUGCAGUGUGGGACGAGGCAGAACCCGUGUCGGUGCAAGAUCGUAGGUCCGACGCUGGGAGUGGUGGCGUUUCUAGUCACCGCCGUGGUGGAAUGGCCGCUGGGCGCUGCAUUGUACUGCUUCAGGAAACAGAAGGCACGGCGUCUGCUGCACCACCCUAACCGCGUCGUGUAUCCCCGUGUUUCUGGCGCCAUCCCCUUCUAAGCUCGGAACCCAAUGCCAGCGAGGGCACUUCAGCCACAUCCUGCAACGACCCAGAAAUGUUGAGCUCGUAUCGAGGAUCACGAGCGAUCGCCUUGGAACCUCAAUGGGAGUGAUUUGAAUACUUCAUUCUGCUUCUCUGGUCCCAUUCUAAUGUGGAGGGGGAUGAAUGCGCGGAGACAUUGGCACCUGCGCAUUUAUGUUGCUUGGGAGGCCACUGCUGCAGUGGACUAUCAAUCAGCUGCACACGAACAGCUCCAAUCACCCGCCGACAUGCUCCCUUUAUCUGAGCAUCUUAACAAUAGCAAUUCACAUACUCAGUAUCAUUUUGUGCUUGUGAUACAACCUUUAUUGACUGUUUUGGUUUUAUGUUGUCAUUUUUUGUUUGUUCA
Physcomitrium patens is the source of this 809-nucleotide messenger RNA. The record is from RefSeq and is a predicted model, not a curated record. NCBI's taxonomy places the organism in Eukaryota, Viridiplantae, Streptophyta, Bryopsida, Funariales, Funariaceae.